AUGGAGAAAGGGGACUUGGACAAUAGCACAUUGCCAACGGAGUUUAUACUGCUGGGAAUAGGGAAUGUCCCCUCACUCCAGGCACCACUCUUCCUCCUCUCACUCAUCAUCUACUUGGUAACGAUUGUUGGGAACAUCCUCGUUGUUGUUGUUGUGGUGGCAGACCAGCACUUGCACAUGCCCAUGUACUUCUUCCUGGGCAAUCUAUCCUCCCUAGAGACCUGCUACUGCUCCACCAUCCUGCCCCGGCUGCUGGCUACCUUCUUGACUGGGGACAGGACCAUCUCUGCUCAGGGCUGUAUGGCUCAGUUCUAUUUCUUUGCUCUUUUUGCCACUAGCGAGUGUUACCUGCUGGCCAUGAUGUCCUACGAUCGGUAUUUGGCCAUAUGCCAGCCCCUGAUCUAUGCAAGCCUCAUGACCUGGAAAGCAUCUCUACAGCUGGCAGCAGCAUCUUGGCUAGUGGGAUUUCUUAUAUCUGCAGUAGUCACUUCUUUAUUAUCCCACUCAAGUUUCUGUGGCCCCAAAGAAAUUGACCACUUCUUCUGUGAUUUUAUCCCCUUGCUGGAGCUCACUUGUGGAGACACCAGGGUGGUCACACUACUAGCUUUCAUAUUUUCUGUCCUGGAUACAGUCUUCCCCUUCCUGCUCACGCUGGCCUCCUACAUGUGCAUCAUCACUGCCAUCCUGAGGAUCCCAUCUAGUGUGGGUAAGCAGAAGGCCUUCUCCACCUGCUCCUCUCACCUCACCAUUGUCUCUGUUUUCUAUGGCACCUUCAUCAUUGUCUACUUGCUGCCCAGAACUCCCCAGCUGAGGCAGCUCAACAAAGUGUUCUCCUUUUUCUACACUGUCCUCACGCCCCUGGUCAAUCCCCUCAUCUACAGUCUGCAGAUCAGGGAGGUCAGGGAGGCCCUGAGAAAAGUGCUCAGAGAGCUUUGGCCAUCUCCAAGAGCUCAGAGCAUUGCUGUGCCAGGAUGUUAA
This is a messenger RNA of Rhea pennata, 978 nucleotides long. Its product is annotated as olfactory receptor 5B21-like. The coding region runs from base 1 to 978 and encodes 325 amino acids. The transcript has a single exon. Gene Ontology annotation, molecular function: odorant binding; G protein-coupled receptor activity; olfactory receptor activity. The record is from RefSeq and is a predicted model, not a curated record. Gene Ontology annotation, biological process: G protein-coupled receptor signaling pathway. Gene Ontology annotation, cellular component: membrane. NCBI's taxonomy places the organism in Eukaryota, Metazoa, Chordata, Aves, Rheiformes, Rheidae.